This is a messenger RNA of Enterobius vermicularis (human pinworm), 1530 nucleotides long. NCBI's taxonomy places the organism in Eukaryota, Metazoa, Nematoda, Chromadorea, Rhabditida, Oxyuridae. The record is from the annotation of a GenBank genome assembly.
AUGGUAUAUAUUCGAAGAGCACUUGAAAUUGUGAUCUGCUUAUUUGCUUUCAUUCGGCAUUUAAGCGGAAAUCUAGGGCCCCGAUCUGGAAGCGUAAAAACGUUAUCUGGAACGAUAACUUAUGAUGAAGAAUGGGGAUACAUGGAGACCAGGCGCGGUGGUCACUUGUUUUGGUGGAUAUAUUUUGUAAAUGACGGUAAUGAGAGGCCAGUGAUACUUUGGAUAGAGGGUGGUCCUGGGUCAUCUAGUUCUGGGUUUGGCAAUUUUGGGCAGGUCGGCCCAAAAGAUUUUGCUGGAGAGGAUCGGCAGUACACUUUAGUACCAUUUAAAAAUUCUUCUUUAUAUUUAUUAUAUAUUUCGCUAUGUGCUCCUUCUUACUUUGAUACUAACGAAGGAGCUUUUAGGCUACCUUGUGCCAUUGUAAUGUUAUCUUGCAUACACACACAUUUUACGCACAUAUUUGACCUACAAAACGCGGAUUUGCUUUUCGUUGACGCUCCUGUAGGUACAGGCUUUAGCUACGUCGAAGACGAUUUUGGUUUCAGCGAUCAAGAAAAUGAUGUAGUAAAGGACUUGUGGUACUGGUGCAAAAAUUUCUUUCUUCUUCACAGAAGGUUUUGGAAUCGUCCACUCUUUAUAUUUGCUUUGUCUUAUGGCAGCAAAAUUGCUGUUCAACUGGCGGAGGUGAAGUCGACAGAAAUUCUAGUGAACUUUCGCGGUGUUACUAUUGGUAACAGUUUAAUGGACGGCGUGGACCUGUUGCUUAUUUGGGGAGAAUAUUUGCAUAUGCUUUCUCUUGUUGACGAUUACCAGAAAGGUCUAAUUAACAGAAAUGCCCAAAAAUGUGAAGCCUUGAAAACUGUUGGUGUUUGGGAAAAUGUUACUGACUGUUGGUUGUCUACCAUUCAUUCUAUAGUGAAAUAUAGCGGAGAUACAAGCAUUUUCAACGUAAUGAAGAAGCAUCGCGAGGAUCUUUGGUCUAGAAGUGCUAUGGAGUUGGAUAAACGUCUACAGAUUCUUCGGAGAGAUGUAGCUUUUGCUAGUUACUUGGAGCUUUACGAUCGAGUCUAUACGAAAGAGGCAAUGAAGCAGUACAUGAAUACUGUUGUUAGACAAAAACUUCAAGUCAUUCCAUCAAAAGUUUUUUUUGAAGGUCAGAGGAGCAAAGUUUUUCAGAAAUUACAUGCUGACUACUUAAAACCAAGUUAUUUAGUUGUUGAUAAACUCCUCCAACGUGGAGUUAAUGUUGCUAUUUACGUCGGUCAACUGAAUGUUGAAGCAAUCGGGGCAAUGAAAUGGAUGUUUCGGUUGGGAUGGGAUGGUAUAAAAGAAUUCAAGCAAAUUCGGAGAGUAAGUUUUAAAGCUCACUGCAGUACGUGCGGUAUCGACGGUUUCUACAAAGAAUAUAAAAAUUUGCAGUUUUGGCAAAUUUUAAAUGCUGGGCAUAUGGUCUUCUAUGAUGAUCCAGCGUCUUCACUGUACAUGGCACAGCACAUUUUGACUUCUCAAAUGAAUGAUUAUCGCACGUGA